GUGAGGCGAUAGGAGGGCGGCUCUCGCCUCACACCUCUGACUGAACUGCCGCCUUUUCCCGCCCUAGCGGGGUGACGUCAUUACUGACCGGCCAUGGACGGGUUCCCGGGGCCUCCUCACCCUACAGAGGGUCUCCCGGGUCCCUCACACGCCACACCGGGUGUCUCCACCCGCCCGCCACUCUUAAGCAUCGCGCAGCCCGUAGGGGGCGUCUUCCGCUCCCCACACCACAGGCCCGCGUUUUCCGGGACGCCACGCCAGAUUGCGGGUGUCUGCGGUACUCUGAUGAGCCCUCGGGCGGGGUCACCGUACGCUGCACAGAGUACCUCCAGGGCCCCGAGCCCCAUAUCGGGUGUGUUUGUGACUCCACAGCCCGCAAGGGGUGUCUGGUAUACUCCGCCCUGUACUGCAGGUGCUUUACACCCCAGGGCGGGAGUAACCGGGACGCCACACCCCAGAGCGGGUGUACUAUGCCGCAAGUGGGCGGUGCCGGAGAGUUCAGGCUCUUCCUACUACUCUGGCCGGGAAACUCCUCCUCCAUCUGGGCCCCUGAGGACCCCAUCAACUCUAGUGACGCCUGGAGCCCAUAGUCCCGCCCCGGGGCCCCACAGAACACCCACCACAGGGGCCAGCAACAGUGGAGAGCAGACCAGAGAAUCCUAUUUUGCGGACCAAAGUUCUGUUGCAGAGAAUACAAGUGCCUUUCACUUUCCCUCGGUCUUGGGUUCUUCCAGGAAGGAUUCCAGCUCUUCUAGUUGUGGAAGAGCAACAGGAGGAUACUUCACCAAGUCUAAACUCCAGACUCCUGUUGCUGGCUAUCCAGUGACAACAUCAUCUACGUCCGCUCAGUCCACGGCUCAGUCUACAGCCUCUGUCAUUGUAGCGGUAGCGGAAGGAAGAGGACUUGCCAGUGGAGAAAUAGGAAUGGCUAGUUUGGAUCUGAAAAACCCUGAUGUUGUCUUAUCUCAGUUUGCAGACAGCUCCACAUAUGUCAAGGUUAUAACAAAGCUUCAGAUUCUAGCACCAAAAGAGAUAUUGAUGUCAAACACGGCCUGUGAAGGUGGUAAAACAACAGAACUGUCUCGUUUGAUCACUGAAAACUUUAAGGGCGUAUCUUUUACUACUGUUCAGAGGAAAUAUUUCAACGAGACAAAGGGUUUGGAAUACAUUGAACAGCUGUGCGCCCCUGAAUUUAGUACAGUACUGAUGGAAGUUAAAACUAAGUAUUACUGCUUGGCUGCUGUUGCUGCUUUGCUGAAAUAUAUCGAAUUUAUCCAGAAUUCAGUCUACGCUCCCAAAUCUGUCAGGUUCCGAUUCCAAGGAAGUGAGCAGACCGCUAUGAUCGAUUCUGCAUCCGCACAGAACCUUGAACUUCUGGUGAAUAACAGAGAUACUAGGAAUAAUCAUAGUCUUUUUGGGGUACUGAAUAAUACUAAAACACCAGGAGGGAGUCGUAGACUCAGGGCAAAUAUCCUGGAGCCUCUUACUGACCUUGAAAGCAUCAACACGAGGCUGGACUGUGUCCAGGAGUUUCUUGAAAAUGAGGAGCUUUUCUUCAAUCUCCAGUCAGUCCUUUCCAGAUUUUUGGAUACAGAACAGCUUCUUUCUAACCUUAUUCAGAUUCCAAAGCAGGACACGGAAAAAGCUGCAGAUACAAAGAUCACCUUUUUAAUUUCACUGAAGCAUACCCUAGAGCUUGUGGAGCCCUUAAAGGCUGUACUGAAAAACUGUAAGACGUCACUUCUCAAAGCUUACUAUUCUUCUUUGGAGGAUGAAAGGUUUGAUCUUGUACUUGAAAAAAUUAAGACGGUCAUUAAUGAUGACACCAGAUACAUCAGAGGAUGUCUCAAUAUGAGAACUCAGAAGUGUUAUGCAGUUAAGCCGAACAUUAGCGAGUUUCUUGACAUUGCCCGAAGAACGUAUGCAGAAAUCGUAGAUGACAUUGCUGGAAUAAUAUCACAGCUAUCUGAGAAGUAUAACUUGCCACUAAGAACAAGUUUCAGCACUGCCCGGGGAUUCUUCAUCCAGGUGAAUGCUGAAGGAAGUAUGCAGCAGUCUCUUCCGGCAGAAUUUGUUAAGGUGACGCGAAUUAAAAACACUUACAGCUUCACAACAGUCGAUUUAAUUAAGAUGAAUGAACGAAUCAACGAAUCACUCCGAGAAAUCUACCACAUGUCUUAUAUAAUAGUGUGUAAGCUGCUUAAUGAGAUCUACGAGCACAUCCACUGCCUGUACAGGUUAUCAGAUGCAGUCUCCAUGCUGGAUAUGCUGCUUUCUUUGGCUAGUGUUUGCACACUGUCUGAUUAUGUUCGUCCAGAAUUCACAGAUACAAUGGCGAUAAAACAGGGCUGGCAUCCAAUCUUGGAGAAGAUUUCCUUGUCCAAACCAGUUCCCAAUGACACCUAUCUAAGUGAGGGGAGUAAUUUUAUCAUAUUAACCGGGCCAAAUAUGAGCGGAAAAUCAACAUAUUUAAGACAAAUUGCUCUCUUCCAGAUAAUGGCACAAAUAGGGUCCUUUGUUCCAGCAGAAUAUUGUUCACUACGAAUUGCUAAACAGAUAUUUACCAGGAUUGGAAUGGACGACGAUAUUGAAACAAAUGCCUCAACUUUCAUGAGGGAAAUGAAGGAGAUAUCAUACAUAAUUCAGAAUGUAAAUGACCAGUCUCUAAUAAUAAUUGAUGAACUUGGAAGAGGCACUAGUGCGGAGGAAGGCAUCGGAAUCUGCUACGCAGUCUGCGAACACCUUCUUGGUUCAAAGGCAUUCACACUUUUUGCAACCCAUUUCUUGGAGUUAUGUCAUCUAGGUACAAUGUAUCCAAAUGUAGAAAACUUUCACUUUGCUGUAAAGCAUGCAGCAAACAAGUCGGGGAUAAAAAAGUCAAUCGCUUAUACCUACUUGCUAUCCAAAGGGCAGACAAAAGAGCAGAAUUAUGGUUUAAAAGCAGCCACACUUUCAUUCUUACCGGACUCCAUAAUGGAGGAUGCCGGUGAAAUCUCCAAGAUAGUUGCAGACAAGAUCCUGCAAAAACAGAGCAGCACUCUGGAGAGCCGGAGACAGAUGGCCGCCUAUCAGCUAGCUCUAAGGCUUGUACAGGCAGCAAGGAACUCCAAACUGGACCCUGAGAGCCUGAGGACUUACCUGAAACAUCUGAAGAAGAAAUAUACUUCUGACAUCACCACUGCUUGCCAUUUAUCUACAGAGUCACAGGAAGAAAGUCACACGAACAUGUAGAAUAUUCUCAACAGUCCAAACAAUUCUUACCUGUAAUUUUUGAUUGGAUGCCAACCGAUGUUAGAACAAAACAAGGAUUUUUUUUUAAAGUAUUAUAAAAUAUAUUACCUGUAAUAAUAAUUUGUAAA
Molecule: messenger RNA, 3359 nt
Organism: Rana temporaria (common frog)
Lineage: Eukaryota; Metazoa; Chordata; Amphibia; Anura; Ranidae
Gene: MSH4
Product: mutS homolog 4
Exons: 20
Coding region: 94-3231 (1045 amino acids)
Biological process (GO): mismatch repair; reciprocal meiotic recombination
Cellular component (GO): nucleus
Molecular function (GO): ATP binding; ATP-dependent DNA damage sensor activity; mismatched DNA binding
Source: RefSeq, a predicted model, not a curated record